Molecule: messenger RNA, 2649 nt
Organism: Aspergillus vadensis CBS 113365
Lineage: Eukaryota; Fungi; Ascomycota; Eurotiomycetes; Eurotiales; Aspergillaceae
Product: putative cell cycle checkpoint protein Rad17
Exons: 2
Coding region: 316-2649 (777 amino acids)
Biological process (GO): DNA repair; mitotic DNA replication checkpoint signaling; DNA damage checkpoint signaling
Molecular function (GO): chromatin binding
Source: RefSeq, a predicted model, not a curated record
CCACCUAUAUCAUACAGCUUCCUUGUUCAUACUUCUAUAUCAGCCUCUAGCCAGACAUAUAAAUGUCAUAAUUGGAUCUUGCUUAGUGACUUAUCAGCUUUCUCGCAUCCAUCAUAUCAAAUGGUCAUGAAUUGCUUGUCCCAUCGCGAAAAGUCAGCGAAAUUAGCUAGACUUUCGUUCAAUCGGGAGGCCCAGGAUUCAGAUUAAAGUGUUGCUUACCUACCCUUCUCGAUUGUACGGUGCAUCACAGCCAGUUCCCAGUCUCAUUAUUGGCUCCGGACUAUUUACCUUGCAGACCGCGAAUAAACAAGAAAAAUGAAACGCAAGCAUUCGUUGGAUGCUGCAACGACGAAUAAUUCCCUACAUAGCUUCUAUGGCCCCGCAAACCCCAAACAGCAAUUGCCUACGCGAGAAAUUGGUGAUAGGCAAGAUCUAGGAUCUACAGAUGGGAAAGAAAGCAGCAACGAUAUAAUUGAAGAUGAUUAUGAUUCGUUUGAUGAGAUAUUCACGCGCCACAUCACCUUCGAUACUGAUACUCUGGCGGACGGUUGGACAACUCCCUCGGACCAAAAUGAUUCAAAUAAAACUUCCAAACCUAGACAACGAUCUGCUGGAAUGGCCAAUCGGUUUCUCAUUUCCACCGAGCAGCCUAAAUCUAGAUCGAGUUCUUUACAACCCGCUCAUAGAACCUUGCCAUGGGCGCAGCAGUUUGCUCCAUCCAGUAUAGAAGAAUUGGCGGUUCACCACAAGAAGGUUUCUGAUGUGAAAAACUGGUUAAUCAAUGCAUUUGCCAGAAGGCAGCGACAGUUCAAGGAAGAAUUGUCUAGCACUAUGCUUCGCUACAUUGACUCCCUUCUAACAAAAGACAAGCUACUUGUCCUUCGAGGUCCUGCAGGAAGCGGUAAGACGGCUACAGUUUCAUUGCUAUCAGCUGUGUUGAAUUUCGACAUUCUCGAAUGGAAAAACCCUUCUUCAUCAGAGUCUGCCACCAAAGCACAUGUAUCAAUUGCUUCCCGUUUUGAGGAGUUCCUGGAACGUGGGAACGAGUUUAAAGGACUCGACCUAGAUGAGGUGACUAGCUCACCCGGACCUGGAGACAAUGGCAAUAAUGCGGAUGCUUCGCGACAGCGCAUAAUUCUCAUAGAGGAGUUUCCAACACUUACAGGUUCUGCGUCUGGCCUAACACCGUUCAGACUAGCUCUUCUGCGGUAUCUUGACAGAACAUCACAACAGAACAUUGAUUAUGAAACUGAUGUGCAACGAAACUCCCCGAUUGUCUUGAUCGUGUCAGAGACACUUCUUAACUCACGAUCUUUUCCUUCAGAUAGCCUGACAGUCCAUCGGUUGCUAGGACCAGUACUCUACACUCACCCAAAAACGAACAUCCUUGAUUUUAAUAGCAUAGCCCCGACUUUUAUGUACAAGGCUUUGCAUCUCGUUUUAGAAAAGGAGGCUCGGCUUUCCAAACGUGAGAGAUUUCCGGGCCCUGCCAUACUCCAUAAUAUCUCUACUAUCGGGGACAUUCGAAGUGCAAUCUCGUCCUUGGAAUUUCUUUGCAUGAAUUCUGGAGGGUUCAAGAAGUCCCCACCCCCCAAAACCAAGAAUUCGAAAGGAUCUAGCAUGCCUCUUACGGCCGUUGAAAGGGAGACAUUGGAUUUAGUUACACAGAGAGAAGCGAGUCUUGGGCUAUUUCACGCAAUUGGCAAGGUUAUGUAUAACAAACGUGUCGAUACCGGUUCAACUGAAGGCGCCCAAGUUGUGUUGCCCCCAGACUACUUAAGCCACCAUAAGCGGCCACAAUUAUCCCAAGUGUGUGUCAACGAACUUGUGGAUGAAGCCGGAACUGACAAUCAAACCUUUAUCUGCGCUCUUCACGAGAAUUAUGUUCCGUCAUGCAAUGGUUUAUCUUUUACAGACUACCUGGAUGGUUGCAUAGGUGCAUUAUCCGACAGUGAUAUGCUGUCUUUCGACACAAGGGGACGAAGCAGGCUCGGAUUGGCUGGUGUUAGUAGAUACAACUCCGGGUCAGACUCAUUGCGCCAGGAAGACCUCAGUUAUCAGGUUGCUACUCGAGGUAUAUUGUUCGCUCUUCCAAGCCCUGUGAAGAGAUCUACAUGGUCCAAUAACGGCUCGAGCAAUACAAGAAGCGCAAACAAAAUGCUUUUCCCGGCUUCGUUGCGGUUGCUUCGAGAUAUGGAAGAGAUACAAGAUCUCAUAGAUGUAUGGUCUACUAAACUAUUGGACCCAUCAAACUCGAGCUUUAAACCUGAGGAGGCCACUAGCACAAGUGACAGCCGCAGUAAACCAACUGUAGCUGUUACCAUGAUGUCACGCAGUGAUCUCAUCCUUCACCAACUGCCGUAUCUGGCUCUAAUAGCUGGCGACAUGGAGCCAUCCCAAGGACUCCAUAAGCUUGUCAACCUCAGCGGGACUGAGAAUCAAAGUAAUGCUAAUGACUUUGAUUUGCUUGACAACACUGUUGAAUUACCUGCAGUCACAUCUACGGCUCAGUGGAAGGGUCCUCCUACAGGAAGCCCGCCCCAAAUCAGUCGUCGAUACCACAGCAAUGCUUUUGGGCCCCGGUUGCCGCCGUCUUUGGAAGAGGAGAAGCUGUUUUUGGCUGAUGAUGAUAUUAUAGAUGACUACUGA